AUGGAAUCACAAAAUCUGCAGGCGGCGUCGAAUUAUAUCAACAACCUUUUGCUCGCCCGCGGAUUAUUGAAAAAUGGCAAACCGAUCAAUUUUGCGCAGCCUGACGACGGCGAGCAAGGCGCGGAUGCUACGAUGGCUAAGAUCAUUAACCUGGUCAAUGACCUCGUGCUAAGGAGAGAUCGAGAAGCCGAGCACCGCGAGAACCUGGCAAGCACCAUACAGAAUCUGCGAGUCACGGAAUCGCAGCAAGCAGGCGAUAUAGAGAGAUUGAAAUCGAAAAAUGCCGAGUUAAAGCGCUCAGUCGCCCUUGCCGAAGGUCAGCAGCGUGUCCUGAAACAGAAUCUAUCGAGCGCAGAGUCGACCGUGCGACAGCUCAAAGAACAAUCCCAGAAGCUGAAAGCAACUGUCCAACAAGUGCGCGCACAGUGUGCAAAUGAUAUUCGCAAACGAGAUAUGGAAUUACAGAAGCUCAAGACACACCUCAGCGAGCGACAGCGGGGGAAGCGGGAAGGCUUGGGGGUUACCACAAUCAAUAUAAACCGUACAGCAGAUAUUGCCCCUCGCAACCCCGAGCCGGAUAUCAGCAACCCAGGUUAUAACUUGAAACAAGAGACAACGGAAUUCCUGACCCAACUCUGCCAGAAUCUGAGUGACGAAAACGAUAGCUUGAUCAACCUAUCGCGAACAACAAUUGAAACACUAAGGGAGCUACAGGGUAUAUCUGACUCAUCUGACGGAGAUGCGUCCGCUUUCUCCAAGUCUUCUCAAUUGUACAACCAGGGAGGUGCGGUCAGUGCGGUGCCUACGAAUAUCGUGGACUUAUCUGCGGAAAUGGACACCGUACUUGACCACUUGCGAACGUUGUUAACAAAUCCGUCGUUUGUCCCUCUUGAAGAAGUCGAGCUUCGUGACGAAGAGAUUCAACGACUUCGAGAAGGCUGGGAGAGAAUGGAAGUACGUUGGAAGCAGGCGGUUGCGAUGAUGGAUGGCUGGCACAAGCGUAUCUCUGACGGAGGCGACUCUGUUGAUAUUGACGAACUGCGAAAGGGCAUGAGCCUGGAUUCGGCCCUUGGACGCUCAAUCACCGAAGCAAAUGAAGAAUCACCUGUCUACGGUGAUGAUGACAAUGGACCUGAAGAUAUGCAAGAGGAUGACCAAGAAAAAGAAGAAGAAGAAGAAGAAGAAGACGCCGCUGAGCCCCAGGCGAAAAUUCCGAAAUCUGCGCUCUCGAAGCCUCCUAUUCGGGCCCUAGGUGAGAGGAACAGUAAUCGGAAAUCAAAGUCCAAUCGCAAAGUGUCAUUUUACGAUGGUGGUAUGGAUACGGAAGCAACAGAAUCCAACGAACAUACGGAGCAUGACGAAAAAGAUGAAACAGUUUCAGUCAAGGCCCACACAUCUGAAGCAGUCACUCAGAGAUCAUCGCGCAGACCACCUUCUCAAAUUGUAAAACGAAAGUCACACCUAUCGAUCAAAGAUAAACUGGCUGCAGUCGAAGCCGAAGCAAAGGAGGCGGCAGAUGAUGCUGCUGUGCAAGAUAGCAAGAAAAGAAGUCGGACUAAACGCGAUAUCGUUCCUGCCAGGGGCAAAGGUCGUCGACGGAGUACGCUGACGAACGAUGAAUUGGAUCAAUUGCUCGGAGCGUCAAAAUAA
This is a messenger RNA of Talaromyces atroroseus, 1650 nucleotides long. RefSeq lists its product as hypothetical. The transcript has 4 exons. The record is from RefSeq and is a predicted model, not a curated record. Bases 1 to 1650 code for a protein of 549 amino acids. NCBI's taxonomy places the organism in Eukaryota, Fungi, Ascomycota, Eurotiomycetes, Eurotiales, Trichocomaceae.